This is a messenger RNA of Vicia villosa (hairy vetch), 3315 nucleotides long. Its product is annotated as putative disease resistance RPP13-like protein 1. The transcript has a single exon. Bases 109 to 3306 code for a protein of 1065 amino acids. Gene Ontology annotation, molecular function: ADP binding. NCBI's taxonomy places the organism in Eukaryota, Viridiplantae, Streptophyta, Magnoliopsida, Fabales, Fabaceae. Gene Ontology annotation, biological process: defense response to other organism. The record is from RefSeq and is a predicted model, not a curated record.
UUGUUGGGAUGCGACUAUCGAAACAAUAUGUCAAACGAUAUUAUUGUUAAGCUGCAUUUUCUUCUACCUUGCAUUUCUCUAACUAUUCUUACUCUGUUGAACUAAGUUAUGGCGACUAUUGUUGGAGGAGCACUUCUUUCAGCUUCCAUGGAGAUGCUGGUGGGAAAGAUUGUUUCUGGCGAGUUUGUUACCUUAUUUCGGAGGACUAAUCUUGACGUUGACCUUUUGGAAAAGCUGGAGAUAACACUGCUGAGUCUUCAAUCUGUACUUUAUGAUGCUGAAGACAAACAGAUCGCUAAUCCUGCUAUCAAGAAGUGGCUGGAAAUGUUGCAAGAUGUUGUCUUUGAAGCUGACAAACUGUUCGACGAACUCAACACUGAAGCUUUAAGGUGCCAAGCUGAAGCUGGCCAGGUUCUUAAUAAGUUUUUGUCUUAUUUUAAAAGGUUUAAUAAAAAGAUCAAUUCUAAAUUGCACAAAUUAUUUGAAAAAAUAGAACAUUUGAGAAAGCAGAAACUUGGAUUGAAAGAAUGUGAUUCCAACAAUGUUUGGAAUGUAACUCCUACAACUUCUAUUUUGGGAGAUGAAUCUGCUAUUUGUGGAAGAACUGAUGAGAGAGAGAAGCUUAAAGAGUUUUUGUUGUCAGAGGAAGGUUGUGACAGUGGAAAUAAAAUAGGAGUGAUUUCCAUUGUGGGUAUGGGAGGAUUAGGAAAAACAACACUAGUUAAACUCCUUUACAAUGAUGAUGAUGUGAAGGAGAAAUUUGAGGUGAGAGGGUGGACACAUAUUCCAAAAGAUCUUGAUAUUUUUACAGUCACUAAAACCAUUCUUGAAUCUGUCACUUCAAGAACAAUUACAGAUACUAACUUGGAUAAACUCCAAGUACAAUUGCAACAAACAUUAAGUAACACAAAGUUUUUACUAGUAUUAGAUGAUAUAUGGCAUGGAAAAUAUGUUGGUUGGAAUAGUCUAAAUGAUAUCUUUAAUGUUGGGCAUAAAGGGAGUAAGAUCAUCAUCACAACCCGAGAUGAAAGAGUUGUACUACCCAUGCAAAAAUUUCUCUAUGUCCACCAUUUAAGAUCUUUGGAAACUGAAGAUUCAUGGUCUUUACUAGCCAGACAUGCAUUUGUAGAAAGAAACUGCCAACAACAUUCAAAUCUAGAAACAAUUGGUAGAGAAAUUGUCAAAAAAUGUGGUGGCUUACCAUUACCUGUAGUAACACUAGGGGGUAUUCUUCGCUCCAAAUUGUCACCUGAUCACUGGAGUGAUGUAUUAAAUAGUAGUAUUUGGGAACAGACAAAUGAUGAGGUGCAGCCAUCUCUGCUAUUGAGCUAUCGUUAUCUUCCUGCUCCUUUAAAAGGAUGCUUUGCUUAUUGUUCAGUUUUUCCAAAGAACUCAAUCUUAGUGAAAAAGAUUGUGAUUCAGUUGUGGAUUGCAGAAGGCUUAAUACCUCAGCCCCAAAGUGACAAAAGUUGGGAAAAAGUAGCCGAAAAAUACUUUGAUGAACUAGUGUCUAGGUCUUUGAUACGUCAACAUUCCAUUGAUGAUGAGUCAAAAGGCUUCAUUAGUGAUGAGAAAUUAUGCUUUGAAAUGCACGAUCUCAUCAAUGAUUUAGCUAUGACAGUUUCAUCCCCAUAUUGCACUAGGCUAGACAAUCAUAAGGCAAGUGAGAAAGUAGAUAAAAGGGUGCGACACUUGUCAUACAACAGAUCAGUAUAUGACUCGGAAGAUAAAUUUGAAAAAUUCCAUGGAUUAAAAGGUCUACAAACUUUUGUACCCAUGCCAUUGCAUUUUUUAUGGCAUUAUGAUAAUUUUGGGUUGUCGAAGUUAUUUUUUGACAUUUUGUCGACAAUGACACAAUUACGUGUGCUGUCUCUUUCAAACUACAAAAAUAUCACAGAGUUACCCAACUCUAUUGGAAAUUUGAUAUGUCUGCGAUACUUGAAUCUCUCUAGAACUCAUAUUAAGAGGUUGCCUUCAGAAACAUGCAAGCUUUACAAUUUGCAGACAUUGUUGUUGUCAAGAUGCGAGGAACUCACUGAUUUGCCAAAGGACAUGGGGAAAUUGGUGAAACUACGCCACCUUGACAUCAGGGACACUAAAUUGAAGAAAAUGCCGACACAAAUAUCCAAAUUAAAAAAUCUACAAACAUUGUCGGACUUUAUUGUGAGCAACGUUAAGGAUGGUGGGUUGAAGAUUGAGGAUCUUGGAAAAUAUCCCCAUCUAUCAGGAAGCCUUUGCAUCUCACAACUUGAAAAUGUAACUGACCCAUUCCUUGCUUCUCAAGCAAACUUGGAGAUGAAAAAGGAAAUUGACAAGUUGAAACUAGGUUGGUCUUAUCCUGCUCCUUCAAACUCACCGAUACAAAGUGCUGUAUUGGAACGGUUGCGUCCGUCUACAAAUUUGAAGCGUCUGAUCCUCUCUGGAUACAGUGGAGACAAAUUACCAAGUUGGUUGGGCGAUCCUUUGAUUGGUUGUCUUAAUUCUCUUCAAAAGAUGACCUUAGAAAACAUUUCAUCACUAACAUCUUUUCCGAGCAACAGUUUUCCCAAAACCUUACAAUCUCUCAAAAUUAAGGGUUGUGAUUCAUUGCCAUCAUUUACCUUGUGCUCUCUCCCAGUCCUCAAAAGUCUAAUUAUUAGAAGCUGUAAACAUUUAAAAUCUCUCAUAAUUGCAGAAGAUGCAUUGAAACAAAAUCUUUUGUUUCUUAGAACCAUUGAUAUAUAUGAUUGCAAUGAGCUGGAGUCGGUUUCCUUAAAUGGAUUUCCCAUUCCUAACCUCUCUUAUUUAAGUUUGUGGAAUUGUGAGAAGUUAUGUUCUCUACCUGAAUCAAUAAAGACUCUAACUAGCCUUCAAAAAAUGGAAAUUAUUGACCUUCCAAAUUUGCAAUCGUUUUCCAUAGAUGAUAUACCUAUCAAUUUGCGGGAAUUAUCGGUCAGCGAAGUUGGAGGGAUUUUGUGGAAUAAAACUUGGAAACAUCUCACUUCUCUUUCAGUGUUGUUGCUUUUGUCUGAUGAUAUUGUGAAGGCUAUGAUGAAAACUAAAGUUUCGUUUCUACCCACUAAACUCGUUUCCUUACGAAUCUAUGGUCUUGAAGAUAUAGAAUGCUUGGAUGGAAAGUGGCUUCAACAUCUCACCUCUCUCCAUACACUGGAGAUUUAUGACGCACCUAAGCUCAAGUCGUUGCCAGAUCAGGGGGAGUUGCCUUCCUCUCUUAAAGUACUGCAUAUCUAUAAAUGUCCGUUAUUGGAAGCAAAUUUGCAGAGGAAGCAAGGGAAAGAGUGGAGUAAGAUUUCUCACAUUCCUUAAAUAUAUAUA